Molecule: messenger RNA, 922 nt
Organism: Chara braunii
Lineage: Eukaryota; Viridiplantae; Streptophyta; Charophyceae; Charales; Characeae
Source: the annotation of a GenBank genome assembly
CGCUACCACGAGAAGAAGAGGGAAAGAGAAGCCUCGGGUUCUGAAAUGGAAUCCAGCGAUGACACACAAUCCCACAAGGACCCAAUCAGAGACAUGGUCCCAAAAAAAUGGAAGCCCUCGAAGGGCAGAGACAAGAGGCCCAGGAAACCUCAAGCUGACACAUCGGAAAAAGGCAGUGAGCAGCGAUCCAUCAAACGGGAGAUUGCCAUUGUCGCUGCUCAGACAAAGUGUCUGUUCGAUCAGAACGAGGAGUACCGCCAGACACACAGCAAAGAGUACUGCACAAUCCGAAACGUCGCGGAGAACAGGGCCCCGCAUGUCACUGAGAAAGCAGCAUCGGACCGCAAAACAAUCAAAGUCGUCAGACCGCUGGUCUCCGUCCGGUACAGAAGGAAGUUCGGCGAGUGGCAGGUAGCUACCGAUGUCUCGUUCACGAUCCCGACGCUGGGAGACCAGCGGUCUCUAGCCAGAACAAUCAAGGAAGGGAUCUCAGAGGAAUUCCUUGCGGGCGUGUAUGAAGUCCCAGCGGGUCAGGCAGGAAAGAGGUGUCCGACAGAGGUCAUGGCGGUCUCCUUGGCCUCCAUUAUCAGAUCCCACAUUCUCACCACAGAGCACUCCUUGCAAGACGAAGCCAGAGCGCUCCACGUGGAACCCGACGACGACGAGGGAAGUAUGACCGACGACGAAGACUAUGGAGUUGCUGACGGGACUUCCCCGGAAGGAACAAAGACUGGAGCCACGGCGCUGCCCGAAGGCAGCGUUGGGGCUUACAGCCUAAGUUCCAUGCCAGGGAAAAAGGUCAGCGAGGGCAGUGCUAGCAGCAAGGACUCUGGACUGGACAGCCCCAAAACCUCUGCUGAUGCGGACUGAAUAGAUCGUACUUCCAACUAGCAACCUCACCCAACAAACGCCCACCCCAACC